Fusarium oxysporum Fo47 is the source of this 1259-nucleotide messenger RNA. RefSeq lists its product as uncharacterized. Bases 270 to 1094 code for a protein of 274 amino acids. Lineage: Eukaryota; Fungi; Ascomycota; Sordariomycetes; Hypocreales; Nectriaceae. The transcript has a single exon. The record is from RefSeq and is a predicted model, not a curated record.
AGUAUCGUGUAACGAAGGUUACGAUUGGAUGUCCAAAUCAACCUCCUCUUCUCGAAAGGAUUCCCACGAUACAAUGGUGUAGCUUUACGGAUCAUUCCAACUCGGGCAUCGAGACCCCAGACGUCAGUCUAUUACUAGCUACAUCAAGAUUUUCCAAAUCCAUACGAUGGGCUCUUGUUGCUUGAGAGAUUGCAAGUAGACACGAGCUCCCAGCUACCAGUCUGCUAUCUUUCUCGCCUUGGCAUCAUUUAUCGGAGCAUGUCGCUCCAAUGAUCGCCUCAAUGUGUCGCCUUAUGCCAGUCUCUUUCCGUAUACGCAUCUACCACUUUUUAAGCUCUCUUGGAUCUCGUGUUUACGGGUCAUCUUGUAGCCUGAGGGUUCAACAUCUCCCUUUUGGCAUGUAUCUGAAGACGAAGAGCGUUGAAGACCAUCAAGCACUGAAAAUUGAGUUCGGGGCACCACAGCUUGUACGAAGCCAAACCCAAAUUCCAGUCCCUCGUCCGUUAUAUCUAUUGUCCGACACUGAAACGUCUUAUCUGCUGGCCGCUACCUUACCGGGACAGCGCUUGGGCUCGUACAUUGACAUACUGAGCGAUCAUGAUCUCGAUAUCCUCACACAUGAUAUGCAGAGAUACCUGACACAACUGCGCUCAAUCUCAAGACACGGAACGCCAAAGUAUGAAAUAAGCAAUGCAAUUGGUGGAAAAUAUUAUGACUAUCGGAUCAUUGCGGCUCACGACUAUGACAAGGAACGUGGUGAUUUCUUUGCACCUUGUACCGAUGAAGAAGACUUCAACGAUAUACUGCGAACACCCGCGCUACCAGAUGGCUUUGACUCCACGGGCCAUAACAUUGUGUUCACGCAUUCCGACAUCAACAUGCGGAACGUUUUGAUGCACAACGGUCGGAUUUCGGGUAUCGCGGACCGGGAGAACCCUGGAUGGUUUUCGGAUUACUGGGAGUAUACCAAAGCGCAUUAUGUUACCAAGCUUCACAAGAGGUGGUUGGCAGUGGUUAAUCGAAUCUUUGAAAUUUUCGGUGAUUUUACACUUGACCUGGAAAUUGAGCGCCGCUUAUGGGAGUAUUGCUUCUAGCUGGAAGACAGUCAAGCAAAGAGAGUACUGAUACUUCAAGGUGUAUAAUUCACAGGGAAAGAGAGUAGAGUUAAACAACGCAGUUCAUCCGGACGAGUUAUUAAUAACUAAUAGGCCAAUAAAGUACAAGAAGAAUAUGUCAAAAGUCCAUCCAUCCAAACACAU